Molecule: messenger RNA, 2654 nt
Organism: Meira miltonrushii
Lineage: Eukaryota; Fungi; Basidiomycota; Exobasidiomycetes; Exobasidiales; Brachybasidiaceae
Product: long-chain fatty alcohol dehydrogenase
Exons: 1
Coding region: 205-2589 (794 amino acids)
Molecular function (GO): flavin adenine dinucleotide binding; long-chain-alcohol oxidase activity
Source: RefSeq, a predicted model, not a curated record
AUCCCAUCCUUCUCAACGGUUUUCAUCUUGUCAUCCUCAUUAUACACACACCCACUUUGAAAUGUGAACAAGAGGUAUUCAACUUUGGCCACUUCUAUUUGUUUGUAACAUCACCUUAGGAGCACUUUCAUCUGACGAGUCACUCUACCUUCUACCAAAACCACCUCCUCACACCACCAUCACCACCACCAAAUCAUCACCACAAUGUCGGUCUUGAUUCCCCGCAAUGUGAUCAAAGCGUCAGAUAUCUGGAAUGAAGCUCAACAAGCUGUAAUGUUAGCAAUUGCUGAUACAUACGUUCCUUCAUUCGAAGGUGAAGAAGCAGCUGCCAUCAUCGCUUCUUUACCUCAAACGGCUUCUGACAGACAACGUGAAUUAGCACCUCAAUUUGCAAGAGACGGUUAUAAGAACAAUCCACAAUUGAUUCACGAUUUAGCCUAUCAAGCAAGAGCUUCACUUUCAACAACAACGCUCAAUCAAAUCAAUCUUGUUCUCACUUUGCUAAGCACUCGUCUAGGUUGCUUGGCAAUGAUGGGUGUCGUUGGUCCAUUCGAUCAACUUGAUCGUCAAACACGUGAAGCAUGUUUGAACAGAUGGGUUCAACUUCCAAUCGGUCUUUUACGCAAAGCUGCUGCCGGUUUCAAAGGUGUUUCUCUUUUGGUUUGGUAUAGAUUUCAUCAACCUGCAUGGGAAGCAACGGGUUAUGCAGACGGACCAGGAGAAGAUUGGAAAGAAGAAGCAAAAGAAGAACCAAACGUAGAACCGUACAAUUACGUUUUUGAAAAUGAAAAGAUUGCCGCUCAUGCUUCUGGACCUGCACAGUAUGACCCAAGAAACCCACCGAAAAAGCCAUCAUCAAACGAUCCACAAGUAACAAUCGGAACGGAAGUUCUCAUUAUCGGAUCAGGUUCAGGUGGUGGUGUUGCUGCACAAUACCUAACAGCUCGUGGUGUUAAGGUCUUGGUCGCUGAUAAGGGAUCUUAUCUACACCCAAAAGAUAUGACCGGUAGAGAAGAUCAAGGAUAUCCAGAAUUAUACGACGGAGGAGGUUUGUUGGCAGCCGAAGAUGGAAGUAUGAAUAUCUUGGCAGGCUCAACUUUCGGGGGAGGCACGGUUGUCAAUUGGUCAGCUUCACUCAAACCACGUCAUUACGUUCGUGAAGCAUGGUCAAACAAACAUGGUUUACCUUACUUCCGUAGCCCUCUUUUCACAAAUGACUUGAACGCUGUCUGCAAACGUAUGGGUGUUGAUACAAGACCGAUCAAGCACAACAUUGCUAAUUCAUUGUUGGCUUUGGGCGCUCAACGUUCCGGUCAACCUGUUGAACCUGUUCCACAAAAUACAGGCGGUCAUGUUCAUUACUGCGGUAAAUGUCAAUUAGGUUGCGUUUCCGGUCAUAAGCAAGGCGGAACAGUUACAUGGCUCAAAGAUGCUGCUGAAUCAGGUAAUGCAUCUUUCUUGCAAAAUUGUUUGGUCGAACGUAUUUUGUUCGAUGAAAACAAAAAAGAACGCAGAGCAAUCGGAGCUCUAGCAAUCGUUGAUGGUAGAAAGGUACGAAUUGACGCAACAAAAGCAGUCAUUGUAGCGGGAGGAUCGAUUCAAACACCUGCCGUUCUGUUACGUUCACCCGAAUUGAAAUACAACAAACAAAUCGGUAAAAGACUUCAUUUGCAUCCAACAACUGUCGUUACUGGUUUCUAUGACUUCCCAAUCAACCCUUGGCACGGUGGAUUACUCACAAUGGUCUCCAAUGGUGCUGAACUAGUCGAUCCAGAAGGUUGGGGAUGCAAGAUUGAAGUGAUUGCCAGCUCACCUUCUGUUCAUGCAGCUUUCAGUCCUUGGAGCAAUGCAGUUGAACAUAAACAAGAUAUGCUAAAGUACAAUCAUGCAUUUGAGUUGAUUGUCAUUUGCCGUGAUAGAGAUGCAGGAGAAGUGGUAAUCGAUGAUCAAGGUGUUGCACGGAUAAAUUACACAAUUUCAAAACAUGAUCAACAAAGUAUGAUUCAAGGUGUUUUACGUGCAUGUGAUAUUCAUAUGAUGGCAGGUGCAUCAAAGAUUGGUACAGUACAAUCAGGUGUCAGUCCAUUCGUGCCAGGAGUUUCACCUUCUGCUGCCGUUUCGAAUAUCGUUAAACAACCUGCCGAAACAGCAGAAGUUCUCAGAUUUGCAGAACGUGAUGUUGAUGGAAAAGUUUUACCCGAAACAACUGCAAUCGCAGCAACUGCAACUCCCGUUGAAGCUGUUCCACGUAAUUUGAGCGAUCCAGCUUACGUUGCUUGGCGUAAAGAAGUUGAAAAUUUUGGCGCUUCACCUUAUCAAAUCAUGAUUGGUUCGGCACAUCAAAUGGGAUCUUGUCGAUUAGGUGCAACACCAAGAACAGGUGCUUUGGAUCCUGAAGGUAGGGUUUGGGGAACAAAGAACCUCUUCGUCGCAGAUGCCUCAUCAUUACCCGAAGCUUCAGGAGUGAACCCUAUGAUCACAACAAUGGCAACUGCCCGUAGCAUUUCACGUAAUGUGGCCACCGAUUUGGGCGUCGAAACACCGGUUCAAGCAUCAAUGGAACUUUCUGCACGACAAGGUCGUCUAUAGAUGCUUUGCUUUCUCUCUCUCUAUUUUGUAUAUACUCUUGCAAUUGAAAAAAUGCUCUUUUACAU